AUGGAGGUUGAAGAUGGAGCGGAGCUCUGCUUUCCACAACUCCUAAACAGUUCCUGCAGGAAGCCCACAUCUCCUUGUUCUGAAGUUGUGCUCCUUCACAUUGUGCUGUCCUCCAUCUCUGUGCUCACUGUGGCUCUCAACCUGCUUGUCAUCAUCUCAGUCUCCCACUUCAGGCAGCUCCACACGCCCACCAACAUCCUCCUCGUCUCUCUGGCUGUCUCAGACUUUCUCGUGGGCCUCCUGCUGAUGCCGGGAGAAAUACUCAGAAAAACAGCCUGCUGGUUUCUUGGUGACCUCAUGUGUUCACUGUAUAAUUAUGUGUCCUUCAUCAUUACCUCUUCCUCAGUAGGAGACAUGGUGCUCAUCUCACUCGACCGAUAUGUUGCUAUUUGUGACCCUCUGCAUUAUACCACCAGAAUCACUGAGAGAAGAGUUAAACUCUGUGUUUGUCUGUGUUGGUUCUGUUCUGUUUUCUACAGCAGUCUCUUUGUAAAAGAUGACCUGACUCAACCAGGAAGGUAUAAUUCCUGCUACGGAGAGUGUGUUGUUGUAGUUGACCAAAUCGCUGGAGCAGUUGACCUUGUUAUGACCUUUAUUGUUCCAGUUUCUCUCAUCAUAGUUCUGUAUAUGAGAGUGUUUGUAGUGGCUGUGUUUCAGGCUCGUGCCAUGCGCUCUCACAUUACAGCUGUCACACUCCAACAUUCAGUGACUCUAACAGCAAAGAAAUCUGAGCUGAAAGCAGCCAGGACUCUUGGUGUUCUUGUAGUUGUGUUCCUAAUAUGUUUCUGUCCAUAUUACUGUGUGUCUCUUGCAGGAGACAGCUUGCUCAAUGCUUCUUCUGGAUCGUUUGUGUUCUAUUUGUUCUAUUUUAACUCAUGUCUAAAUCCUGUGAUUUAUGCCAUGUUCUACCCCUGGUUUAGAAAAUCAAUUAAACUCAUUGUUACUCUGCAGAUACUGCAACCUGGCUCCUGUGCAACCAAAAUGUUAUAG
This is a messenger RNA of Micropterus dolomieu (smallmouth bass), 990 nucleotides long. Its product is annotated as trace amine-associated receptor 13c-like. The transcript has 2 exons. Gene Ontology annotation, cellular component: membrane. Lineage: Eukaryota; Metazoa; Chordata; Actinopteri; Centrarchiformes; Centrarchidae. The record is from RefSeq and is a predicted model, not a curated record. Gene Ontology annotation, biological process: G protein-coupled receptor signaling pathway. Gene Ontology annotation, molecular function: trace-amine receptor activity. The coding region runs from base 1 to 990 and encodes 329 amino acids.